AUGAAUUCUUCAUUGGUGUUUUUCUUAAUUAUCACUCACCUUAAUCCAACUUUAGGAUACAUCAAACAUGAUACUGGAUAUUUCACAUAGAUGGAUUAUCGUGUUACAGGAUUUGUCUGUAUGAAUUCAUUUUCUAAAUCAUACACUAUUGCUUUUUCAGGAACUUUUUUGAAUAUCCCUCAAGUAUUUUUAAUCUUGGAUUAUUACGAUUUGCAUUGGGGUUUUUAGGAAUACUAAUUGUCUAUCACAAGCAUUACUUUGACAAGUAAUUUUUAAAUUUAUUUUAGACUUCGAUCUUCUAAUAAAAUGUAUUGCUGAGAGAGUUUAUGCCAUCUUCCUUAGAUGGUAUGCUAUUGAUGAUUAUAGAAUCCAAGUUAUUAAUAGCUUUAAUUUAGCAGAUCCUCCUACAAUUAAGAUUUUCAAUCAUUAAUUGCCAAAUGCUGUAUCUGCAAUUGUUAUUCCAACAAGUCUAUCGUUAAUUGGCUAAAUAGAUUUCGUUGCUUCUGUAAUAUUAAUUUAGUUAAAAUAGGUUUCAUAACUUACCUCAACAACAGUUACAAUAUCUAUUAGUUAUGUUGCAGGAAAGUUCGAAAACCUAAAAUAAUUAGGUUACUAAAUUAUUUUAGGAUCAGAUGAGAUGUUAAAUAUUCUUUAAACUCAAGCUAUUACAUCAAAUUACAAUAGUGAAUAAUUUGCAAGAUAAAAAAAUAGCUGGCUUUUGGUACCAAUUGUAGGUUUAAAAUAUUCAAUACUUAAUUAUAAUCUUAGAUUCAACAAAUAAUAUACAUACACAACAACUACAGCAUCCUUUUCAAUUUCUGAAGGGACUAUGAUUCCUAAUACAUUUUAAAUAGUUUGGAUGACAUAUAUUACGUAUAAAGCAAUGGAAUGUUAAGGUAUGAGAAUUUCAUCGAAGUUCGAUUGUGAAGCAUCAGCUAGAGGGCCUUUUUAUAUAUAAAUUGAAGAAACAAAUUAAAUUUUCAAUUCUAUUGGUGUAUUUUCAACUACUAUUAGUUCAAUUUAUACAUCUCUCCAAAUAAAUAUCAUUGCUAAAUGUUAAAAUGACAAAAACAUGUCGAGCAAGUUUCAUAAAUGCAAUAGCUGUACUUCUGAUUAAUAAACUUAUUUUUUCAAUCAUUAUUGCAUUCCGAAUAUAAAUUAAAUUUCUUAUUUUACUAGAUUUAAUAUAGUUGAAUCAGUUAAUUAGCAACUUUCUAUCACUAUUACUGAUACAAGUUGCUUGAUUGCAUAGGUAUUUGAUAAUUUAGUUAUUUCUAAUACCAAUAUUGUGGAUGUUAAACUAGUUCAAUUUUGA
Molecule: messenger RNA, 1315 nt
Organism: Paramecium sonneborni
Lineage: Eukaryota; Ciliophora; Oligohymenophorea; Peniculida; Parameciidae
Source: the annotation of a GenBank genome assembly